This is a messenger RNA of Nicotiana attenuata, 1153 nucleotides long. RefSeq names its product probable inactive receptor kinase RLK902. NCBI's taxonomy places the organism in Eukaryota, Viridiplantae, Streptophyta, Magnoliopsida, Solanales, Solanaceae. The coding region runs from base 98 to 1018 and encodes 306 amino acids. Gene Ontology annotation, biological process: protein phosphorylation. Gene Ontology annotation, molecular function: ATP binding; protein kinase activity. The record is from RefSeq and is a predicted model, not a curated record. The transcript has 2 exons.
UCUUCCCUUCUUUGUGCAAAGGAGUUUCUGCAGAAAGUUCAUAGCAACCAGUAUUUGACGCAGGUUUUUCCCACUAUCGUUGCAUUUUGGGCGCAAAAUGGUACAAAGCCAAAUAACAUUUGUGAAUCAUAAACUAGAGUUUUCUGGGAGUUCUAUGGAGGAGUAUGAUUUGGAAGACUUACUGAGAUCAGAAGCGGUACUCUUGGGGAAGGGAACUUUUGGAUUUAGCUAUAAGGCAGAAUUGGAAAAUGGAAAAACUGUGGCUGUUAAGAGGUUAAAAGAUUGUUGUUUGCAUGAAGAGGAGUUUAAUCAAAAGAUUCAAGAAUUAGCAAAAUUGAGUGAUCAUCAGAGUUUGCUUCCUCUAAGAGCUUAUUACUAUUCAAAAGAUGAGAAGCUUCUUAUAUUUGAUUACAUGCCCACGAGUAGUUUGGCUUCCCUUUUGCAUGACAAUGAAGUGGCUAAGAAAGCUCCACUCACAUGGGAAGUAAGGACUAGAAUCGCUUAUGGAGUUGCUCGUGGUCUCCAAUUUCUCCAUGCUCAAGGCCCUGGUGUUUGCCAUGGUAACAUAAGGUCAUCCAAUGUUUUACUCAACAAUUGUUUCGAUGUUCAUCUCUCAGAAAAUGAAAUUUUCAGACUUUUCGUGCCAAACUCCAAGUUUGUCCUAAUCCCUGGCUAUCAAGCACCAGAAGUGGAAAAUGCCUACGAUGUUUCUCCGAAAUCUGAUGUUUACAGCUUCGGUGUCCUGCUCUUGGAAUUACUGACUGGUAAGGCCCCGUUGGAAGCAAUUGGCAAGAACACAGGGGUUGAUUUACCUAGUUGGGUUCGAGAUAUGUUUCAAGAAAAGCCUAUUAUUGAUGUUUUUGAUAGUAUGCUGCUGCAUAAUUACCAGAAUUUUGGAGAACAGAUGGUUCAAUUGUUACAGCUAGCAAUUUGCUGUACCUUCAAGAAUCCAUCUAAAAGGCCCUCAAUGGUUGCAGUGACUAAUAGAAUAAAAAGGACGUGUAGUUUUAGAUCAUGAAGAUGGUUAUUAGCUGAUAAUGGACCAUUGAGAGCCAUCUGUUCCUUUUUGUAGUUUUAUAUCUUUUUAAAAUUCAAUUACACAAUGUAAACAGGAUUCUUGUCUCAAGCAUUUUAAUCGGACAGAAACCAGCUU